Molecule: messenger RNA, 2195 nt
Organism: Aquila chrysaetos chrysaetos
Lineage: Eukaryota; Metazoa; Chordata; Aves; Accipitriformes; Accipitridae
Gene: ANGPT1
Product: angiopoietin 1
Exons: 9
Coding region: 386-1882 (498 amino acids)
Biological process (GO): angiogenesis; Tie signaling pathway
Molecular function (GO): receptor tyrosine kinase binding
Source: RefSeq, a predicted model, not a curated record
AAAGGCUGCUUGCUUCCAGCUUGGCUUGAAAGUGCAACCUUAAUAAAACUCACUGAAGUCUGAGAGAAAAUAGCAGUUCUGCAGCAGAUAGUGUAGGGGAAAGAGACUGGGAUAUGCAUAUGCAGCUGACUAAAGCAGGCUACAUGCUGGACUGUAACAGAGAGGAAACAAUAAAUCUUAACUACUAUGCAAUAAAUAUUCCCAAUUUUAACUAAGGAAGCUAUCCUCAUAGUAAAAUUUAAAAAAUAACAGUUUAUCCAAGCUUGAUUACUAAAGUGCGCUUCUCCAGUCCUUUUUCCAAAGACUUUAAGGGAAAUUAACAACAAAUUUAAAGAAAGAGGAAGAAAAAGUUUUUCUUAACGUAGGAAAGGAAAGUAAUAAUAACAUGUCAGUUUUCCUUUCCCUUGCUUUCCUGGCAGCGAUUCUUGCUCAUAUAGGCUGUAAUACCCAGCGUCGGGUUCCAGAAGCCAGUGGGAGAAGAUUUAACCGGAUCCAGCAUGGGCAGUGCACCUAUACUUUCAUUCUGCCAGAACAGGACGGGAACUGUCGUGAAAGCACGACAGACCAGUACAGCACAAAUGCUCUUCAGAGAGAUGCUCCUCACGUGGAACAGGAUUUCUCUUCCCAGAAACUGCAACAUCUGGAACAUGUGAUGGAAAAUUACACUCAGUGGCUGCAAAAACUUGAGAACUACAUUGUGGAAAACAUGAAAUCGGAGAUGGUGCAGCUGCAGCAGAAUGCUGUGCAGAACCACACCGCCACCAUGCUCGAGAUAGGGACCAGCCUCCUCAGCCAGACAGCAGAGCAAACGAGAAAACUCACGGAUGUUGAAACCCAGGUGCUAAAUCAAACAUCCAGACUUGAAAUUCAGCUACUGGAAAAUUCACUGUCAACGUACAAGCUAGAAAAACAGCUUCUACAACAGACACAUGAAAUCCUGAAAAUUCAUGAGAAAAACAGUUUACUUGAGCACAGAAUUUUAGAAAUGGAAGAAAGGCAUAAAGAGGAGCUGGACACUUUGAAGGAGGAAAAAGAGAACCUACAAAGCUUGGUCACACGACAAAGCUACGUAAUCCAGGAAUUAGAGAAGCAGUUAAACAAGGCAACAAGCAAUAACAGUGUCCUGCAGAAACAGCAGCUUGAACUGAUGGAUACAGUUCACACUCUGAUCACCCUCUGUUCCAAGGAAGGAGUUUUACUAAAGAAUGCAAAAAAGGAAGAAGAAAAGCCUUUCAGAGACUGUGCAGAUGUAUACCAAGCUGGUUUUAACAAAAGCGGGGUCUACACUAUUUAUAUUAACAAUGUGUCAGAUCCUAAAAAGGUUUUUUGCAAUAUGGAAAUUGCUGGAGGAGGAUGGACAGUUAUACAGCACCGAGAAGAUGGGAGUCUGGAUUUUCAAAAAAGCUGGAAAGAAUACAAAAUGGGUUUUGGUAGCCCGUCAGGUGAACAUUGGCUGGGAAAUGAAUUUAUCUUUGCAAUAACAAGUCAGAGGCAAUAUUCUCUAAGAAUUGAAUUAAUGGACUGGGAAGGAAACCGGGCAUAUUCACAGUAUGACAGAUUUCACAUAGGAAAUGAAAAGCAGAAUUACAGGCUUUAUUUAAAAGGUCAUAGUGGAACAGCUGGAAAACAGAGUAGCCUGAUCUUACAUGGUGCUGAAUUCAGUACAAAAGACGCUGACAAUGACAACUGCAUGUGUAAAUGUGCUCUUAUGUUGACUGGAGGGUGGUGGUUUGAUGCCUGCGGCCCCUCCAAUCUCAAUGGGAUGUUCUACACAGCUGGGCAAAACCACGGAAAGCUCAACGGCAUCAAAUGGCAUUAUUUCAAAGGCCCCAGCUACUCCUUGCGCUCCACCACCAUGAUGAUUCGGCCCUUGGACUUUUAAAAGCAUUCAUCGGUGGAUCCCAGAACAAACCAGGACAACACUGCCCUCAGCAGCACCACUAUCACAGUCUGAAGGUAAAAGGUGAAGGGCUUCUUGAAAGCAACAUAUAGGGAUGAUGCAAAGUCUCUUCAUUAUCCUUCCAUAACCUGCAAAAUGCUCCAACAGUCAGUCUGCAUUUUGAUGACUUGGGGAGGCUUGGUUUAGAAAAAGGUGGCUGCAAUGAUUUUCCAGAGAAGAACAACUGGAUCUGGUUAUUCUGCUCAACUCUGGUGUUUGUCAGUGGAUGUCUUUUUUUUUUUUUUUUUUUUUUUUU